AGGGGCGUAGGAAGAGGCUUCAAGAGGCAGCAGGGGUGACCAGGCGAGGAUGGAGGCUCUGGUUCCCUUGGUGAAGAGUUACCCAGGCCUGUCAGUCCUGGCAGUCUCUCUUGUGUUCAGGCUGACCCAUCGACUGCUACAGAAUCUACCCGUGCCCAAGGUGGUGAGGCAGGAUGCCUUUCGCUCAUGGAAGUGGAAGAAUCUCUCCGUCUCCAUGGUGCACUCUGUCCUGACUGCAGUCUGGGCCCUGACCUGUGUUGUAGUUUCUCCGGAGCUGUUGGGUGACCUCCGCUCAUACCACACACCCCUGUCCUACCUGCUGGUUUGCGUCUCCACAGGAUACUUUGUGCAAGAUGCAGGUGAUAUUAUCCUGACAGGUCAUGCAAGGGGCUCAUGGGAAUUCCUACUCCACCAUGCAAUGGUGAUCUGGUGUUUCCUGUACACCCUCUACACUCACCUGUUCAUCGCGGGGGCUGUGAUCGCCCUCUUCGUGGAGGUGAACAGCGUAACCCUACACUUGAGGCUGAUGCUGAAGCUGGCGGGUGCUCAGGACUCUUCCCUGUACUACGUCAACAAGUUCGUCAACAUGGUCACCUACAUCGCCUUUCGCCUGAGUGCUCAGUUCUACCUCACCUGGUACCUCACCAGCAACUACUCCCUCUUGGAGCACAGUGGAUACUUUUUGACCUCCAUCAUGGUGAUGAAUAUCAUGAUUCUUGUUUAUUUCUACCGUUUGCUUCGCACUGACUUCUUCCCUCGGAAAAAACACUUUGUGGGACAAAACGGUGUACACAACAACAACUCCAAGAAAUUUCUCAGCGAUUGACUGAGAAGAAUGGUUUACCUUUUUUUGUAUCUAUUUAAGGUGGUAGUUUACAUUUUUUGUCUUUUUUAAAUCAUUCCUCUUGACCACAUGUCUCUUUGUUGUAUCUCACUGCCAAAGAACAAACUUCUCCAAACUAAAGGGGCCAAAUAAUGUGCAGUCUUUUUCAAGUGCUGCUUUAAGAAAUUCUGACAUAUAUAUAUAAUAUAUUAUAUAUAUAAGGCCACAUUACCUAAAUAAUCAAAUUUGGGCAAAGCUAAAACAUUUUUCAGAUAUUUGCUCCUUCUGAAAACAACUUGUGUCGUUAUGUGGUGUGUUUUAGGCAAAACAAAUUCACAACAUACCUGCUAAUUCAGUAAAACUGAAAAAAAAAAUCUUUGUGACCACUGUCAGAUUUAUAUGUUGUGUUAUAUAUUUAUAUAGUAGCUACAUUUUUGAUAAUAACUUGUUUACAUGUUUUUUGUGUUUUAUUUAUGAGCUGGCUUGUUUGCGAUUUCUAUAAAAAUCUGCCUCAGACUUUUGGAUUUUGAACAACUUUUAGUGAUUUUCCAGUGUAUUUUAAUUGUGUCUACCAGUUGGCAUAUUUGCCAUUGGAAUUUCCUGCAUUAAAUUCUGUAUUUAUGGAAAAGCUUUCAAAGAUAAGGUCUUAAAUUCCAAACAGCCUUACAUUCAACAGUAAUUUCCUGUAGUCCACCAGCAUGCCAGAUUAUUCUGGUUUGCGUGAGUGCAGCCUUCUUUUCAUUUGCUUCUUUUUCCAAAUUUCCAGCUUUAUUUUUUUCCUCAGACCAGUCGCCAUGACCUAAUCUUACUUCAAUCUCGCCAUUUUAUGAUCUCCUCUCAAAAGCCGAAAUGAGAUCCAGCAUCUGAUAACUUUUUUAGCAGCUGGAAAAUCUACUGGCAAGUUUUGUAAAUAUGAAAAUAAAUAAAUCCAAAAGCCUAAAAAAAGAAAAAAAAAAUCAAGUGUGGUUUAGAUGUAUUUCUUGUCAUUUGUGAAUGAUCUUGAUUUGUGUUUUGUUAGUUAGCUGGGUGAUGGAGGAUGAUGAAAAGCACAUUUGUGAUGUCCUCCUUGUUUGAUAGGGUUAUAGUACCGAAUACGGGAUAGUACUUCAAUGUAUGUAUCUUAUGUACGAAACGCCACUUCUUGCUAUUGCAAGCUUUUUUGCCAACCUUGUUGCCAGCUUUUGACAACGUUGAUAUGCAGUUUGUGGUCAUUACUACCUGUAGUAAGACAAAGGCGUUUUAUUUGAAUGGUUUUUGUUAAACCUUGACCAGUUUUCGAUUCGUCACUUGAAAUCUCUGACCCUGAAGUCAGAUUUUCUGUCUUUGGACAACAUUCUUUUUGUCUUUAUGAAGCUCUUGUCUGUUUGGAGCUGAAGAGAUAACUGGACUUUGACAGAAACACAUGUCAACAGCAACAUCGUUUGAGAUGUGGUUCUUGUUUUAUGUGUCUAGCUGAAUAAAGCUGGAUCUUCCUGCCAUCUAACUGCUGCUCAUCUGGAACUAAACUCUGUAAAAGCAGCCAGUUGCACAAUCACGAGUUCUCAGAUAUCUGAUAAUUGCAUACUUUUACAAAAACGGAACACAGUCUUGAGAUGUUGAAGAUAGUUUUUUUCACCACCAAGCAGUUUAAAGAAUUCUGAAUUGUAUACAGUACAUCCAGAUAUAUUUAAAGUGGUUGAUGGUGGAUUUUGUGAUUGUGAAAAAAAAUUACAAAAAUGUGGUAUUUUUAAAUUUGCAUUUUAGUCGAGGCCAAGAAAGUCCAAGCAUGGAUGAAGAGACAUAUGUCCGACCUGCACUCCAAGUGCCUUUAACCGCUGUGCCUUCGGAAGUAGAAACAGUGUGUGAAUUGGUGUUCUGCACAGUGAUGUUUAGUAGCAACAUUUUUUCUGUAAUAAAGUGACUUUUUUAACCCUA
Molecule: messenger RNA, 2737 nt
Organism: Oryzias melastigma (Indian medaka)
Lineage: Eukaryota; Metazoa; Chordata; Actinopteri; Beloniformes; Adrianichthyidae
Gene: tlcd1
Product: TLC domain containing 1
Exons: 4
Coding region: 50-826 (258 amino acids)
Biological process (GO): regulation of membrane lipid distribution; phospholipid homeostasis; membrane assembly
Cellular component (GO): plasma membrane
Source: RefSeq, a predicted model, not a curated record